Exophiala spinifera is the source of this 756-nucleotide messenger RNA. RefSeq lists its product as uncharacterized. Gene Ontology annotation, cellular component: pericentric heterochromatin; nucleus. Gene Ontology annotation, molecular function: chromatin binding. Gene Ontology annotation, biological process: chromatin organization; negative regulation of transcription by RNA polymerase II. The transcript is spliced from 2 exons. NCBI's taxonomy places the organism in Eukaryota, Fungi, Ascomycota, Eurotiomycetes, Chaetothyriales, Herpotrichiellaceae. The record is from RefSeq and is a predicted model, not a curated record. Bases 1 to 756 code for a protein of 251 amino acids.
AUGCGCUCCACGCAUGGACUGACAAAGCCCUCAGAGGAUAAUUUUUCCGACGCUGGUAGUGGUGCAGGCGACAUAACCCACGGCACACCACCCACAGACAAAGCAUCCAAAAACCAGCUCAAUGGUACACUUCGCGACGAGGUUGAGAAGGGGUCUUCCCGCGCGCAAAGCGAAGGCAGCGAAGGGAGCGAAACCAGUGAUGACGACGAAGGCGAAGAUUUAUACGUUGUAGAAGGAAUACAAGGCCAUCGCACGAGGAAAGGCAUCGUAGAGUAUCUCAUCAAAUGGGUUGGGUACGACGAAGCCGAGAACACAUGGGAGCCUCAGGAAAAUCUUCUGCCGCAUGCACGAAAGGUGCUGCAAGAUUACCAUGACACCAUCGGCGGGGCUCCAAGCGCAAAUACUGUCAAGAGAACGAAAUCCAAACAGGCACUGAAAUCCGAAGCAUCACAAGACCAACCGCAACGAAAAAAGCAGAAGAGAAGCUCCGCGUCUAACGAACAAGACUGGACUCCGUCCGGCAAGGACUGGGAGCCUCAAGUGGACAAGAUCGACACCGUUGAGCGCAACGCGUCCGGGACGCUUAUGGCAUACAUUCUUUUUAAGAAUGGCAAAAAGUCAAAAGUCACCAUGGACAAGGUCUACCAGCACUGUCCUAGGCCUAUGCUCAGAUUUUAUGAGGCCCAUCUCAAGUUCAAGCAAGUUCCUAACCUGCACCUUUUGCAUGUCCUAAAGCUAACAUCUACGGCUAGUUGA